This is a messenger RNA of Paraglomus occultum, 2106 nucleotides long. Lineage: Eukaryota; Fungi; Glomeromycota; Glomeromycetes; Paraglomerales; Paraglomeraceae. The record is from the annotation of a GenBank genome assembly.
AUGACUUCCAACACCCAACUAUGUCAACUGUUAUCUUCGCUAACGCCCGGUGCUACGACGUCCUUUCAAGCUUUUGAAAUUGAAAAUGGUCCCAUAAACCCCUUUACCUCAAAACCAUUUUCUCAAAGAUACUAUGAUAUUCUCCAAAAACGACGUCAAUUGCCCGUGUUUGAGCAAAGAGAAAAUUUUUUACAAAUGGUGCAUUCGAAUCAGUUUAUUGUAGUUGUUGGCGAAACAGGAACGGGAAAGACUACACAAAUACCCCAAUAUCUUCUGUAUGACCUAUUACCACAUUUAUCUCAACGACUCAUAGCUUGCACUCAACCACGCCGCGUGGCUGCAACUUCAGUUGCGCAACGAGUGGCAGAGGAACUCGAUGUCAAACUUGGAGAGGAAGUAGGGUAUUCCAUUCGAUUUGAAGAUAUAACAACCCCACGGACGAUGUUAAAGUACAUGACCGAUGGAGUAUUGUUAAGGGAGGCAAUUGGAGACCCACGUUUGGAGAAAUAUCAGGCGAUUAUACUCGAUGAGGCACAUGAGCGAACUUUGGCUACCGAUAUUUUGAUGGGAAUCGUUAAAGAGGUUCGAAUCUUGGAAAUCGCAAGCGUCAGGAGUGAUCUGAAAGUCAUUAUAAUGAGUGCCACGCUGGAUGCUGAAAAGUUUCAAAAAUAUUUUAACAAUGCACCAGUAAUAAAAAUUUGCGGCAGAACAUACCCCGUGCAAAUAGUCUAUUCACGGGAACCGGCGAAAGACUAUGUACAAGAAGCGAUCAAGACCGUCACUCGUAUUCAUAAUAAUGAGCCACCCGGCGAUAUUCUUGUGUUUCUCACGGGGGAAAAAGAAAUAGAAGAUGCUUGUCGCAUCAUCCGGUCACGAAACUCCCCAGUCCCCUUGGCCGUAAUUCCACUGUACAGCACACUUCCUCCUCAUAUGCAACAGCUGGUCUUUGAUGAUCCUCCAGUUGGUAACAACGGUGUAUUGGGAAGAAAGUGUAUUGUAGCUACAAAUAUCGCCGAAUCAAGCAUCACUAUUGAUGGAGUUGUCUAUGUUGUUGAUACGGGAUUUGCAAAGCAGAAAGUAUAUAAUCCGAGGAUUAGGGUGGAGUCAUUGUUGGUCAGUCCAAUUAGUAAAGCGUCGGCUAAGCAGCGGGCCGGAAGAGCUGGAAGAACGCGACCUGGUAAAUGCUAUCGUUUGUAUACUGAAACUGCAUACGAGCAGCAACUCAAAGAACAACCGUAUCCUGAGAUUUUGCGUAGUAAUAUUGGUUCAGUUGUAUUGCAACUGAAAGCUAUUGGAUUUCAUGAUCUGCUUAGAUUUGACUUUAUGGAUCCUCCAGCUCCGGAGACCCUUAUGCGGGCGUUAGAAUCGUUAAACUAUCUUGGUGCAAUUGAUGAUGAUAUAAAUCUCACGCAUAUCGGCCAGUUAAUGUCUCAAUUUCCACUCUCACCCGAGCUGAGUAAAAUAGUUAUUGAAUCCGAUAGGCUCGGAUGUUCAGAUGAUAUUAUUAUCAUCGCUGCCUUAUUGAGCGCACCAAUAAUAUUCGUCAAGGAGGCGCCAUCUGCCAAUGCCCGCACCAGGAAACAGCGGUUUGUUCAUCCUGAUGGAGACCACUUGACAUUGUUGAACAUUUUCAGAGAGUAUACUAGACAAAAAUCACGAGAUGACUGGUGUCAAGAGAACAGCUUCAAUCCACGAUCAUUGAAAGCUGCCGAGAAUAUCAGAACACAACUUGCUGAAAUAUUGACACGCAAUGGCCUUAAACUCAAUAAACGUUCUAUACGAGAUCCACUGUAUUCUAUUAACAUAAGAAAGGCUUUAAUAUCAGGUUUCUUCAUGCAAGCUGCUCAUAGAGAAAGAGAAUCAAUAUUGUUGACAUGCCAAGACAAUCAGGCUGUUACCAUACAUCCAACAAGCGUCUUGAGAGAACCGUAUGAAUGGGUCAUCUACAAUGAAUUCGUACUUACAACCAAGAAUUUCAUUCGAACAGUAACAAAAGUUGAACUAUCAUGGUUAAAAGAAGCCGCUCCCCGGUAUUUCGAUCCACAGUUUUUCCCACAAAGCCGAGGUAGGAGAAAACUGGCGGCGCAAACUGCACGAAGACGAUAA